Diachasmimorpha longicaudata is the source of this 1210-nucleotide messenger RNA. RefSeq names its product ribosomal RNA processing protein 36 homolog. Gene Ontology annotation, biological process: maturation of SSU-rRNA from tricistronic rRNA transcript (SSU-rRNA, 5.8S rRNA, LSU-rRNA). The record is from RefSeq and is a predicted model, not a curated record. The transcript has 2 exons. NCBI's taxonomy places the organism in Eukaryota, Metazoa, Arthropoda, Insecta, Hymenoptera, Braconidae. The coding region runs from base 173 to 877 and encodes 234 amino acids. Gene Ontology annotation, cellular component: 90S preribosome; nucleolus.
AAUCGCUCCAUGAGUGUCAGCAAUGUCCCUCAUAACCUCUGAGAGUCAGAGAGUGAGGAACAACAACACACACAAACAUUUGGUGGGUUAAAAGGUGUUUCUUUAUUUCUAUUGUUUUUACUGAUUAAUGAAUUGAUUCGACAAGGGUGAACGACCCUUAAGGACAUCCAAAAUGAGUAGCGAUGACGAAACUAUGGAUCUACUGGAGAGUGAAAAGGACAGGACUGAAAUUCGUCAAGAGCUCUCGGAGAUGAGCUUCGAGGAUUUACAAAAAUUGAAGGAGAAACUGGGCUCGAAGGUGUACAACGAGGCAGUUUUUGGUACGAGACGGGUGAAAAAAACGGAAUUCAAACGAGAAAACAAGAACAGACCCCGAGAGAUGUCAGCGAAGAGACAAGUCUCUCGGUUAAAAGAAAUUGUUCACGUAAAGAAACACGAGCCGAGAGAUCCCAGAUUCGAUCCGCUCUGCGGUAAUUACGACGAGAAAGCCUUCAAGAACUCGUACAGUUUUCUCUUUAAACUGAAAGAGAAUGACCUCAAAGCCCUGAAAAAUGAACUAAAAACCACUGAUGAUCCAAAACAAAUAAAAAAGAUCAAGUACUUGAUCCAGAGGAUCGAGAAUCAGCUGACGGAAGAGACGAGGAAGAAACAGAGGGCGGAGAUGAAGAGCGCCGAGAAGAGGGAAAUCGUCGAGGCGAUAAAGAGCGGCGAGAAGCCGAAAUUCCGGAGAAAAUCGGAGAAGCGAAUUGUGAAUCUUGUGUCACAGUAUGAGGAGCUGAAGAACACUGGGAAGCUGAAGAAACACAUUGAGAGGUUGAGGAAGAAGCGGCUGGGGAAGGACAGAAAAAAAUUCGCAGAGUCGAACACUAGUCUUUAAUCAUUUCUAUUGACAUUAACUGGGCAGUUACAUAUUUUAUGGCAAUAUUUAUGUAAAUUUAUUGGUGGCUAGUGAAUAUUUGGUAAAAGAAUUUCGUUUCAGUGCUCAAGAGGUAGAAGAUCAUGUGGAUUAAAUACCAUUUAAUCCUAAGUCUUCCUAUGGAUUAUUUAAUCUCAAAGAACUUGUGCCAAGUGAUAUAUUUCUUUGCAAAGUUUGGACUUCAACAACGGCCCAACCAAUUAAAAAUUCAUAUGAAUGAAUCAUAAUUCUAUCUGUAAACCUCCCGCAAAGCUCCUUAAUUAUUUAAAUAAAACAGAAAAGCCAAUCAAUUAA